AUAUGCUACAAACCCAAGCUACAAACAGCUAAAAAACUAAAAACAUGCUAAAAACUAACACCUAACCUCUAUCCUAAAUACGAUUUCAAAUUUCAAACUAUGUUUUUGUAUUUCUAUUAAGGUUUUAGUUAACUUUUUUAAUAAAGUAAAUAUAAGUAGGUAGGUAUUUUGUAUAUGCUAUUAUUUUUCAUAAUCAAGUUGUCGAGUAUCUUAUAACUAGCUAAUAACCGAGGUCCCUAUCUACAAUAUAAUAACAUGACAGGUAAAGGGUACAAUAUAAAAUGGAAAAAACAAGGAGAAUGUUUUAAAGGCGCCCUUUCAAAUUACCUAAACAAACAGAUCCUUUGCGAUGUAACCCUUACAAGCGAAGGAAAGUUCUUCAAAGCUCACCAGAUCGUUCUAGCAGGCUGUUCGAAGUAUUUCGAAGACAUAUUCCUCGAAAUACCGCCUAACAGUUAUCCUGUGGUUAUUUUAAAAGACGUUACCGCUUUAGAAAUAAAGCUUUUACUAACUUGCAUUUAUAAAGGAGAUGUUGAUAUUCCAUAUGAUAUUAUGAAGACAUUUUUACAUACUUGCGAGGUGCUAAAAAUGGAGGGAUUCUACACAGACGUUGAUGAGAAUCAUGAGAAUGUCACUUCCAAUGGUGAAGUGGUUCAUCCACCUCAAAAUUCUGCUGAAGUGGAAAAUAGAAAUAAAGAUAUUGUUGACUUGUUAAAUACCAUCGAAGAAACUAUUGCUGAAAGUCAAAUUGAAUACCAGAAGAUGAAACAAAUGAGUGUAUUAGACAGCCCACCGGGUGACUCACAAAAAAGUUUUGUCUUUAGUUUAGAUGAGUCAGCCAGUGUUCUUAGAACAACUGCCCACCUUAGUUCUGAAGCUGUUAUUAUUGAAGGAAAUCAGGCUGAAGUCAUGGAAAUAUCCGAUGAUGAAGGUUCUAAUGAAGAAUUGCAACCAACUUUAGAACAGAACACAGUGGAAGAGAACACAAAUGAUAAUAUUCAACAGGUUUCAAAACCUAACACAGAAAAAAAUUCACCUUUAGAACAGGUCACAAUGGAAGAGAAUACAAAUGAAAAUAUUCAGCCUGUUUCAAAACCAAACACAGAAAAAAAUUGUGAUGAAAGUGAGGAGCUUUCAUAUCACUCUCUCAAUGAUAAUUUAAGUUUAAGACUAUCCCCAUCAUCUGUUGGUUCAAGUUAUAUAAGUGAUGAUGAUUCAGAGAUUGUGCUUACGAGAAAGUCACUUCCACAAAUAAAAAUGGAUGCCAUACGUAGAGCUAAACGAAUGAAAGUUAUCCUUGACAACACCGUGUGUAGUGAUCUAUUUGAAUAAGGACUCCUAAGGAAAUAAUGACUGAUAAUUCCUAAAAUAAGAAAAUUAUUUUAUUUUUAAUGUAUUUGUAAUAUAUUUUAUUGGUUAAUAGUUAAUAUAAUUUUUUUGUA
This is a messenger RNA of Sitophilus oryzae (rice weevil), 1442 nucleotides long. Its product is annotated as sex determination protein fruitless-like. Gene Ontology annotation, biological process: regulation of transcription by RNA polymerase II. The coding region runs from base 256 to 1332 and encodes 358 amino acids. The record is from RefSeq and is a predicted model, not a curated record. NCBI's taxonomy places the organism in Eukaryota, Metazoa, Arthropoda, Insecta, Coleoptera, Curculionidae. Gene Ontology annotation, molecular function: protein binding. Gene Ontology annotation, cellular component: nucleus. The transcript has 2 exons.